Carassius carassius (crucian carp) is the source of this 1570-nucleotide messenger RNA. RefSeq names its product sorcin (gene sri). The record is from RefSeq and is a predicted model, not a curated record. NCBI's taxonomy places the organism in Eukaryota, Metazoa, Chordata, Actinopteri, Cypriniformes, Cyprinidae. The coding region runs from base 270 to 839 and encodes 189 amino acids. Gene Ontology annotation, molecular function: calcium ion binding. The transcript is spliced from 8 exons.
UUCGCUUCUAGGCUUUACAAUCUAUUUCACAGUUGAGUAAAGACAAAACAAUGGAUUCAUUAUUUAGUUCGUUUAUCUAAGACCACAGUACAAGCCACAUCAUCUUACGAUCUCGUAGGAAAAACAAACAAAGCUUCGAAGGUCGUUUUCAAACCUUCGUUUGUGUGCCAAUCCCAUCCCGGAAGAGGGAGGAGAUUACAAAUACACACAAUUUAAGCGUCAGUUUAUCCGGUUUUGGGCCACCUCCGAGAAGAAAUCGCUCUUUUACAAUGAAUUUCCAGGGAUACGGUGCACCGGCUGCAGGCGGGUAUCCAGGUGGAUUCCCUGGACAGCAGCAGGACCCUCUGUAUGGAUACUUCACUGCCAUCGCUGGUCAAGAUGGCCAGAUAUCUGCAGAGGAACUUCAGGCUUGUUUGACUCAGGCCAACUUUUCUGGUGGCUACAGACCUUUCAACAUUGAGACAUGUAGACUGAUGAUCAGCAUGCUUGAUAGAGAUAUGUCUUGCUCAAUGGGUUUCAAUGAGUUUAAGGAGUUGUGGGCAGUGCUCAGUGGCUGGAAGCAGCACUUCAUGAGCAUUGACAGGGACAGGAGUGGCACAGUUGACCCACAGGAAAUGACCCAAGCUGUUUCCUCUAUGGGGUACAGGCUGAGUCCCCAGGCCAUGAACUGCAUAAUUAAGCGUUACAGUUCUAAUGGGAAGAUCUCAUUUGAUGAUUAUGUCGCUUGCUGUGUCAAACUGAGGAGCUUGACUGAUCUGUUCAGAAAGAGGGACCAGGCACAACAGGGAUUGGCGACAUUUCAAUAUGAUGAUUUCAUCCAGUGCACCAUGACCAUCUGAGAGAAGCCUCUGGGUUCCUGCAAAGAUCCACAAAUAGAAAAAUGUAUACUUUAGUUUUCAUUUUUAUAACUUUUAUAAAAAUUGACUUCCAUUUUAAUGCCUUUGUGUCAUACUUUGACAAUGUUGUAGUACUUAUGCAAUAUAAAACAUACAUUUAAACAUUAUUGUUUGCAGUUGUACUAUUGCAUUAUUCAUAUGACUAAGUACGGAAUGCCUCUAUACCAAAAACAUUUAUAGUCUAUCCACUCAAAAUGUAACAUAUAUAUUCUAUAUCAAGUUAUUGUAUCAAAGCAGCUAUACAGAAAUACAUAUUAAUGUUUAUAAUAAUGCCGUACCGUCACAGAUUAGAGUGGCAGUAUAUUAUAGUAAAGCAUCAUAACCAGCAUCUCACCUCUGGAGUCUUGUCAGCAUAUAUAUAUAUAUAUACACCUCCAAUUCAUUUGUCUUAAUUUGACAUGGUCAGUAAUGAAAACUUUGUCAAUGUGAAGCGUGUUAAACUAAAGAUCCACGUGUAAGUGCUGGAAGUAACUGGAAGUAAAAUGUUUUAUUAUAUACCAUCAAAGAAUUCUUGACACUUGUGUCUGCUCUACUUUUUGACUCUGUGCAAUGGCUGUUUGAAAUGUUAGUGAGACCUGUUUGCGCAUAUUUUCAUUUACACUCAAAUUCUUUUUAACUAACACACCAUUUAAGACAUUCCCUGUUUGACUUAAUAAAUGAUAACAGAACACUUA